AUGGAAUCUUGGCCAAGCUGGGGGCCUCCCUGCUGGAACAAGUUCCCUACAGCCAAUGUCCUGAUGCUGGCACUGUGUAUCCUCCUCUUGAGUUCCCUGAGUCAUGUCCCUGCCCAGCCCCAGUGCAGAGAAGAGGAGUACCCUGUGGCUGCCGAGUGCUGCCCCAAGUGCAGCGCAGGUUACCAUGUGAAGCAGGUCUGCAGUGAGCUGACGGGCACAGUGUGCAUCCCCUGUCCCCCAAAGACCUAUACUGCCCACCCAAAUGGCUUGAGCCAGUGCCUGCCCUGUGGAGACUGUGAUCCAGACAUGGGCAUGGUCACUUGGCAGAAUUGUUCCAGCACACAGGACACUGUAUGUCACUGCAGCCAAGGCUACUUCUGUGAUAUUGAGGAAGGGAACCACUGUGUCUUGUGCUUGCCCCACACUACCUGCCCUCCAGGCCAGAGGGUGCUGAAGAGAGGUACUUACAGCCAGAACACAGUGUGUGCCAACUGCCUCUUGGGCACCUUUUCAUCAGGAGGGACCCAGGAGAAGUGUCUACCAUGGACCAAGUGCCAGCAGUGGUUCCAGAAAGAAACAGAACGUGGAACCCGCAGUACAGAUGUCACCUGCUCCUUCUCAUGGGGCUUUUACUUUACCUUGGCCAGCCUUGGUGCUAUCACAGCUUUCAUGAUAUUCUGCUUGUGGAAGCAAAGAAGGGUUUCCAGCCGCGUGACCUUGGCAUCAGUGACUCUGCAGCAGAACAGACAGGAUAAAGCCCACAAGUUUUCAGUUGCUGAGGACAUCCCCACUGAGGCUGUGGAGGAGACAGCUCUCAACAGCUGA
Molecule: messenger RNA, 825 nt
Organism: Jaculus jaculus (lesser Egyptian jerboa)
Lineage: Eukaryota; Metazoa; Chordata; Mammalia; Rodentia; Dipodidae
Gene: Tnfrsf14
Product: TNF receptor superfamily member 14
Exons: 8
Coding region: 1-825 (274 amino acids)
Biological process (GO): defense response to Gram-positive bacterium; negative regulation of alpha-beta T cell proliferation; positive regulation of peptidyl-tyrosine phosphorylation
Cellular component (GO): external side of plasma membrane
Molecular function (GO): protein binding
Source: RefSeq, a predicted model, not a curated record